AGAGAACAAAACAAAGCACCGACCUCUUAUACACUUCAGGAAUCUUCACGUAAUUCCAUUCUUCAAGUGAGAGAAAUCUGUAUGUAUAUCUGUACAAGUAUGUAUAGACAGAGAGAGAGAGAGAGGGAGAGAGGGAGGGAGGGAGGGUGCGUGAUUAAUUAUUGCGGAGAGAGUUGGGUGAGAGGCCGAGGGCGAUGGAUAUAUCGACGAUCGCGGCGCCGUCGAUGUUCCCGGGGUUUCGAUUCUCGCCGACGGACGAGGAAUUGAUAUCGUAUUACCUGAAGAAGAAGAUCGAAGGCUCUGACAAGUGCGUCGAGGUUAUUCCCGAGGUCGAGAUCUGUAAAUACGAGCCUUGGGACCUACCAGCCAAAUCUGUUUUUCACUCAGAGAAUGAGUGGUUCUUCUUUUCUUCUCGUGGGAGAAAGUACCCCCAUGGCUCACAAAACAAGAGGGCAACGGAAUCUGGGUACUGGAAAGCUACUGGGAAAGAACGCAAUGUGAAGUCAGGUUCUAAUGCGAUCGGCACAAAAAGAACUUUGGUGUUCCAUACAGGUCGAGCACCAAAAGGGGAGCGGACAGAAUGGAUCAUGCAUGAGUAUUGUAUGAGUGGAAAUUCUCAGGAUUCUAUGGUUGUUUGUCGAAUUCGAAAGAACCCCGAUUUCCGAUUGAAUGAGAGUCCAAGGCAAGAUUCUUCAAAUCAAAGGCAGUUAUCAACUGAGAACAGUAGUGAUGUUACACUGUCUGAAGUUGGCGUUGAACAAUUAGACUUAUUGGAAAAAGCCAAGGCAGUUGAAAGUUGUUCAAAAGAGUGCAGCGGCAGUUAUGAUUCUCAUUCAGUUGAGCAACAAAAUGAUCCGGGUUCUGAAUCUGAUUGGGAACUAGCAAAUGAGUUCUCUCACCUUGGUUCCUCCAGCCACCAGCAGGGCUUGGAUGACGACGAUUGUUUUGCUGAGAUACUGAAAGAUGAUAUUAUCGACCUUGGAAAACCUAUACGGCCUCCAACUCCUGAUAUCUUACCAAUAGGUGCAGAGAAAACCCAGAACGAGAAGUGGCUUCAGCAGCCAACACAAUCAAACCCAUUACAUGUCCUUCCUCUCGAAGGCAAAGCAAACCGAAGAAUCAGAUUGGGGCAGCAAAAACAAGAAAACUACCAUGUUGAGCCGGAGGUUGAAGCAAGCAAUGGCUACUCUGUUGAGGAGUUUCUCCGUCCAAACUCAGAGCAACCGCCAAGCUGUUUGUUGGGCUUAGUUUUAAACCGAAGAGUCGAUUGUCGUCGUCUGUCUGCAGUCUUCGCCGCCAUACUAACCUUGUUGGUCUGUCUGUGUCUUUAUUGGGGGUACCGUCGCGAGGGGUACCGUCGUGAGUCAAGAAGUUCAAAUAUGCUUGCUUAUUAUGAGAAGAAGCCAAUGUGAAUAGUAUGGUCGUCAUCUGUCUGCAGUCUUCGCCUCCAUACUAACCUUGUUGGUCUGUUUGUGUCUUUGUUGGGGGUACCGUCGCGAGUCAAGAAGUUUAAAUAUGCUUACUUAUUAUGAGAAGCAGCCAAUGUGAAUAGUAGGGGGGCUUGUUUCUCAGAACAUUGUACAUAUUGAGGGUGAAUAAGAAGGUGUUGAUAUAUCA
This is a messenger RNA of Rhododendron vialii, 1617 nucleotides long. Its product is annotated as NAC domain-containing protein 40-like. NCBI's taxonomy places the organism in Eukaryota, Viridiplantae, Streptophyta, Magnoliopsida, Ericales, Ericaceae. Gene Ontology annotation, biological process: regulation of DNA-templated transcription. Gene Ontology annotation, molecular function: DNA binding. The transcript has 4 exons. Bases 195 to 1412 code for a protein of 405 amino acids. The record is from RefSeq and is a predicted model, not a curated record.